AACGCCUCCUGUCUUGGCAUGCUUUACUCUCUCGCGUGUAAAUCUCAUCGGUUCGGCGAAUGCUAGGGUUUCUUUCCCAAUUCGGAAGUGAAUCAGUCUUUUCAAACAUGUGCGUUUUGAUAUUUCAGAUCUAAAAUUCAUCUCUUGUUUGCUGUCUUUAGCUUGGCCCAUAAACUCCAGCCUGCCAUUUUAUUCAUUGAUGAGGUUGAUAGUUUUUUGGGUCAGCGCCGCACGACCGACAAUGAAACAUUAACAAACAUGAAAACUGAGUUCAUGGCUUUGUGGGAUGAUUUCACCACGGACAAGGAUGCUCGGGUGAUGGUUCUUGCUGCAACCAACCGUCCAUCAGAACUUGAUGAAGCAAUACUUAGACGUCUUCCACAAGCUUUUGAGAUUGGGAUACCUGACCACAGGGAGAGAGUUCAGAUACUGAAGAUUUUGAAGGGUGAGAGGGUAGAAGAUGGCUUUGACUAUGACCACAUAACCAGUUUAGCCGAUGGGUACACUGGUUCGGAUCUUCUUGAACUAUGCAAAAAAGGGGCCUAUUUUCCCAUCAGGGACCUACUUAAUGAUGAGAAGAGUGGGAAACCAUCUAAUGAACCAAGGGCAUUGUCACAGUUGGAUCUGGAGAAUGUUCUCGCCACAUCAAGAAAGACGAUGGUUGCUGCCGGUGAAUACACACUAGGAUUUUCGACGCAAAGGGAGCCAGAUGAUUAGCAGGUGCAAGCUGCAAUAGAUGGGAGACAAGAAACACACUGGGUUUUCUUCUGAAUGUCGAAGGUUAGGACCAUCAAUCUUGUUUGUCGACUUAUCCUACGCCUCUGGCUUUUAAGAAGCCAAUACACCCUCCCUCGGGUGUAGAACCCACCACAAACAACUUUUGAACGCUGCUCCUUAUUUCUGAAGAAAUAGUGCUUCCAUUCAUUCUCAGAAGACGAAUAGAUGUCAAGGCUCAAGCCUGAACCAGUAGACGCUGCAUCUAUUAGGUAGAAUCGUGAAACAGAUGGCUCGAAUGCUAUUACCAUUGAAGGAUGUCCGGCCACUUGAUUCCUGAACUUUUUGAUAGAGAUCCGCUGCCGAUUGACUGGAUUACAUACAUAAAAGUCAAGAAUGCCUUCACACAAAAGCAGGCCACGUGAAGAGCUAACCAUUUUGAAUAUCUCGGGUAUAUAUGGAAGGCCCUCCUCCAAAGGAAUGUUAUAAGAGUAAUUGUCAUAAGUAAGAAAAUCUGGAGGGUUGACUGAAUCCUGAGAGAAGAAGCCAGAAAUUUCUUUGUAGAGUUCCGACUGUCUUGCAGCUAGGUCUAGAUCAUCAUUGCUUAUCCAUUCAUUCCACGAACUACAGACGAGCGUACAUCGGAGAAAUGGUUUUGCAGGUAGACGGAUAAUGAUCUCUGGAAUGACAUCAGGAGGCAACUCUUUUUGUGUAUCAUUUCCGGCCAUUAUACAACCUGGAAGAUCAAACAAUGCAGUAAGCCCUUGAACACACACACACACAUCAUAGCUAAUAGAGGCAGUGGUUAAUCAAUAGAACCAUAUCAUUUUGUGACAUAAAUGUAAACAGGGUGUAAUCAAUAGAACCAUAUCAUUUUGUGAAUACAUGUAUACAGGGAGUAAUCAAAAGGCCAUGAGGAUUAUUUUAUAAUACUGAUACGAG
Cornus florida is the source of this 1656-nucleotide messenger RNA. RefSeq lists its product as uncharacterized. Gene Ontology annotation, cellular component: mitochondrial outer membrane. Lineage: Eukaryota; Viridiplantae; Streptophyta; Magnoliopsida; Cornales; Cornaceae. Bases 259 to 717 code for a protein of 152 amino acids. The record is from RefSeq and is a predicted model, not a curated record. The transcript is spliced from 5 exons. Gene Ontology annotation, molecular function: ATP hydrolysis activity; ATP binding.